CUUUAUAGAACAUUGAGUAUUACUAAUGAUCUGGAUGACUUAACUCCAUCUUCAGAUUCAACUACAGAGGAUAUUGAGUCACUUUCUUCCAUUUAUAAGGAAGCUAUAGUCCUGAUAGAAGAACUUAGUUUAGAUUGUAAAGUAGAUUCUGUAAAUCUCUUGAAAGUUCAGAAUAUAUUUCAUGGAUAUGAACGACUAAUUGAACAUGAGAAGGGGCGUUAUACUCAAUUGCUUGAAAAAGUAAAAAAAUUCAAAAAUCAGAGAAAUGAAUGGCAAAAAAAUCUGGAAGACUUGAAAGAGAUGAAAUCUAUAUUGGAUCAUCAAAAAGUACAAUAUGAAAGUGAAAUCACCAGUCUGAAAUUUUGUCUGAAACAAGAGGAAGAAAAAAGAAUAGGAGCUGAUGUACUAAAUGAGAAAAAUCAAGAGCAGUUAAAGAAGAAAGAUGAGCAGUACUGUAUGCAGAUGGAAGAAAAACAAGAGCUUGAAUUGAUGUUGAGAAGCAAAGAAAUGGAGUUAAAAACACUAACAAACCACCUGAAACAGGUUGAAGAAGAACGCAAUGAAACACAGAGACAACUUUGUCAAGAACAAAAUGCCAGAGCCAUACAAGAAGAUAUUUUAAGUACCCACUUCUGGAGGCAGAAGGAAUUGGAAGAAGAAUCAAAAAAAGUAGCAAGUAAACAUUCAGAGGUAUCCACUUUGCCAAAUACUUUAAAAAUAUAAAACUGUUUUCAGUUUCAUUGAUUACAAAUCAAAGUUCCGGUCAUUACCUGUAAAGCUCUGUGUGGUUUAGCUGCUAGAUAUAACAAUGGAUGGAAUUCUCUCUCUGUCAGUUUCAAUCCUUCCUGUGUGUAUGUCCAGGGAAGAGAUGCUAAGGAUUGUCAUUCUAUGUGAGGGGAAUGGGUUGGAGGCCUUUGGAGUGCCUGUUCCAUGCUCUGGAACACCUUGCUGCUUGAAGUAUGUGAUCUUUCAAAUUUAUUGGCUGUUAUGAAGGCUCAUAUAAUUGUUUUCACCACAAAAUGUAUGACCCCUAAGAGAGAUAGGACUGUUCCAUUUAAUUGAUAACUAUUUUAGGGUUUUGCCCUUAUAUUUAGAUAUUUGUACGCAUGUAUGGGAGAGAGGAAAUGUUAAACUACCUUCAAUAUCUUAAGUAAGGACAUACUUUUAUACAUCAGUAAUUAAAUCUUAAACUGUGAUGUAGAUUUGGAACCUGUGAUUCAGUAAGAAUCAAUAUUAAAAAUGAAAUACUGUUUAUACAUUUGUUUAUACAUAAAAAGUUCCUUUACCUUUUUUGACAAUGAUGUAUUUUAGAGAAAAAUAUUUGUAAGAAAAUUAUUUUUUAAUUAUUUAAGAGAGCAGAUAUUCAUUUUAUGGCCUUAUUAGAUAGAAGAGGUGGCUGAAUUUGUUCAGUUUUGCAAUACAAGCUGAGUCAAAUUUGGUGAACCUUUUGUUGGGAAAUUCUCAGGAAAUAUUUACAACAGACUAGAUUAGCAAAUUAUAAAACAUCUUUGUAGACAAUAGUGGCAAACAUUUUUUCACAUUAUUAAAAAGAUAAUUCAUAGAUGACACCAUGAAUUUACAAGGAGUCAUGUGACUCAAAGGAGUCUUUUUCUUACCCUAAGAGUUCAUUUUAGUCAUUUUUCAAUUUAAAAAAUGUCCUUCUUUUGACCAUAGUUGAGACAGGAAUAUGUAUCAUUAAGUGGUAUGGUUGUAAAUGUGACUGCUUUUUAGCAGCAGUAAUCCAGCAGUCUUCGUAACUGUCAUUAACUGAAUACUCUGUUUGUUACAUGAGUCAACUGCCUGCUGACUUUCUACAAUCAAGUCAGUGGGGAAGCCAGCAGAAAGUUGUAAGCCCCAGGAACUGCCAAGUGGAGGAUGGAGUGAGGAAGUACAUGGGAAUGUUGGACCUAAGAGCCAUUUGGAUUUUCAGCACUGAAUUGAAACCCCUUGUUCUGGAGUUUAAAAUUUUCCAAUGGCUGAAAAUCCUGCUUCUGUUGGCAUGGAGGAUUUUCACUUCUAAGUAGAGAGGCAAGUCUAUUAGGACUGAAAAUCCUUCAUGGCAAAAUCUAAGCAAGAUUUUCAACCAGAAAGCAGGGAGAUUUUAGAAGCCUUUUCACUCAGUGGCUGAAAAUCCUACUUGGAUUUCAGCAUGGAUCUUUUUCAACCAGCCCCAAAGAUUAAAAAGAGUCACCUUGGCAGGUGGUGGUAGCUUACAACUUUCCCUGCCAGCUUCCUCUGUGAACAGUUUGUCAAGUGCCCAGAUUACAAUCACAUAGGCAUUGUGAUGGCCAUAAAUUCAGUCAUGGGUUAUAAGACCUUGCUUUUAGCACCAGGGUAACAUCAGCCCAUUGCUGAAUAAGUGGUCAUAAAUUGUGAACUAACCAUUUAAAACUUUGUGAGCAUACUCUGCAAGGAACACAUUUUAUGUAAACAUUAAAGAAAAAGGCACAGUAUGGAAUUUGUUUCUCUUUUUUUUUUUGUUAGUUCAGUUCUCUCUCAAGUUCUAUAGACAGACUAUGAGGUGCGUGCUUUAGAAGUGUGGUUUAUAAAUAAACUUAAUAAAUGCAAUGUCUAAUUAAAUUUUGCUUAAGAAAUUGAGAGGGUUUUUUAUAUUGCUAUAAAUGAUCUCCACGAUAGAGUAAGCUUGAUUAAAAUUAAGAAAAUAUAGAGUAUACUAUUUUGAAAAGAAAAUGCAUAGUUGUCAUAUUAUCCCACAUCUGUUAUGCUCUAUAAGAAUGAAAAAUAAUUGUUGUUCAUACACAAACUAUCCAGAUACAGUAUUUGUUCUCAGUGUGUUUAAUGAAUGCUUUGAAAGCCACAAUUAGGAUGCAUGGGUAGCAGCGCCUUUUACAUAGUCUCUCUUAGAAACUCAUGAGACACAUAAUGUUUCCAUUUCUUAAGUAAUGUUUAGAUAUGUAGAUGUUCAGAGGGUUACCUGUAGAUUGAUAACAUUUAUCCAACAUAAAUUUGUCUGAUCUCUUAGAAUGUAGCUUACAUCUCUGGAUUCUAUGAAUUUAUUUAUUUGUU
Thamnophis sirtalis is the source of this 3027-nucleotide messenger RNA. The record is from RefSeq and is a predicted model, not a curated record. Lineage: Eukaryota; Metazoa; Chordata; Lepidosauria; Squamata; Natricidae.